UCACCAAGACGACUGGAACAUGGCCGAUGACGUUAAGAACCAAAGACGAGCAGCUAAAGGCAAGUUUACCAGAAAAUUAAACGAAGUAAAGAAGGCUAUCRACGAAGAUUGUGGAGUAGAAAUAGUCAAGAGAAAUUACGACGAAUUAGUUGAAACCUGGAAGACCGUUGAGUUAAAGCACGAUSUUUAUACCACAUUCCUGACUGAUGAAGAGGUAGAAGCCGGUGACACAUGGAUUCUGGAAUUGCAAGAUUUGUUCAGCGACGCUAUGAAACGCCAGAAUCAAUACGAGAAGAAGAAAACGUCUACCGAUAAUGAAGCCAAGGAACAAGAAGAAAAGAAGCAAGCGGUUCUUAGAGAAGAAGAGA
Actinia tenebrosa (Australian red waratah sea anemone) is the source of this 368-nucleotide messenger RNA. RefSeq lists its product as uncharacterized. Gene Ontology annotation, biological process: DNA integration. The record is from RefSeq and is a predicted model, not a curated record. Lineage: Eukaryota; Metazoa; Cnidaria; Anthozoa; Actiniaria; Actiniidae. Gene Ontology annotation, molecular function: nucleic acid binding; zinc ion binding.